This is a messenger RNA of Cydia splendana, 1755 nucleotides long. Its product is annotated as methylglutaconyl-CoA hydratase, mitochondrial. Gene Ontology annotation, molecular function: catalytic activity. Lineage: Eukaryota; Metazoa; Arthropoda; Insecta; Lepidoptera; Tortricidae. Gene Ontology annotation, biological process: fatty acid beta-oxidation. The record is from RefSeq and is a predicted model, not a curated record. Gene Ontology annotation, cellular component: mitochondrion. The coding region runs from base 193 to 1065 and encodes 290 amino acids. The transcript has 3 exons.
UAAAACAUUGACGAAAAGAUAACGCGUUAUCUAAAAAAUGGGCCUUUUGACGUUUAUCUGAUAUACAAAUAAUACUCCGAUUUGCUCUUGCUCUUACAUAUCUUGUGAAACAUCUUUCUUUUUUAUCAUCAUAUCGAGAUCAUAUCUGUAAUUCUCUAAAAUUGCUCAACUAGUGUAAAUUCAUAAACUAAGAUGCUGGUAACAAGACUGAACAAUUUGCGGCGGUUAUGUAAAGUGCCGUGGCGCGGGCUGGCGACGGCCCCAGAAGGGCCGGUGGUAUUCGAGAAGCUGGCAGGCGAGGAUAAGGGCAUAGCGGUGUAUGGGCUGAACGCCGGCUCCACGCGCAACGCGCUUAGCAACGACAUGGUCGACGCUAUGCGCGAGGUCAACCAGCUGUUACGGGAGGAUACUAAGAUUUCUGUUGUCGUACUGCACAGCUUGGUGCCUGGGAUAUUCUGCGCUGGUGCAAACUUAAAAGAAAGGUUUAAAAUGUCUGAAGAAGAGGUGGCCAGAUUUGUUCGAAGAUUAAGAGAGACAUUAAUUGAAAUUGAGGACCUUCCGAUGCCAACGAUAGCGGCCAUUGAAGGAGUGGCUGUCGGAGGAGGGUUGGAGUUAGCGCUAGCUUGUGACAUCCGUGUGGCUGCGGAGACGGCAAAGUUGGGGCUGGUGGAGACAGGCCGGGGACUGAUUCCUGGGGCUGGAGGCACGCAGAGACUGCCCAGGGUCAUCCAUCCUAAUAUAGCUAAGGAGCUUAUCUAUACUUCCAGAAUAAUCAGUGGUGCUGAAGCCAAAGCUUUGGGCAUUGCAAACCAUGUUGUGCCACAGAACAGCAAUAAGAAUGCAGCUUACGAGAAAUCCUUAGAGCUGGCCCGUGAGAUAAUCCCCAACGCUCCGAUAGCCCUCCGCUUCGCCAAGCAAGCCAUCAACGAGGGUGUGCAGGGCAGCAUCAAAGACGGCUAUGAGGUGGAACAGAAGUGCUACGAGCAGAACAUUCCUAUGAAGGAUCGGAUUGAGGGCAUGGUGUCGUUCAUUGAGAAGAGAAAACCUGUGUACAGGGGACACUAAAAUCUAUAUGGUGUACGAGUGGGACAUGUAAGCGUGUAUACUGUAUAGUACUGUACUGCUCACAGACCAAUCCACACCAGUGUCAUAACCGAAUAACUAGAUUGCUACUAUUAUAUUUGGUACCAUAUAAAUGCUACAUGGUACAGUCCACAAUAUAUUAAGACCUUGUACUGUAUAGAUAUUUGAGUCUACUGUUUCAUAGACAUAAACUGUAUAGUCAUUCACAAGUAAUAACCUAAUGACUAUGAGCUUUUUUUUAAAACAUUAUUUUAAUUCAAUCUAUACCAUAGUAAGUCAUGAUUAAGUGUUUGAGAUGAUACUAGGUAUCAAUGUACAUGUAGAAAUUGUAGAAUCAAUAACAGCUGUAUACUUAGCUGACUUUUAGUUCAUUGUAUUAGACUGUGUUCAAAAAUUGUUACUCGUAAUAAUGGACCAUGAACUCGAGGGAUCAACCAAAAAAUCAAGAUAUUAAAUAUCAAAUAUAAUACAUGUGCUUUAGAAGCAUAAGUAUUUGUAUGGUGUAGUUAUUAGGAAUGAUUCCACUAUUUUUAAGAAGAAUAUUAAUUUUGUUAAGUACAAUGUUAUUUAGAUUGAAUGUUAUGUUAUCUGGUUAUGUAAUUUGUGCAAUGUUAUAUAUAUUGAAUUUUUAUUCCAUGUAUUUUGUAAGCAAUUUACACUGUUAUUGCAUUU